AUGUUGGACCCAAGAUCCGAAAUCUACCCCACCAUAGAGUAUCGCCCCAUCCAGCCCUCCGACCUCGAGGUUCUUGAGAAGAUUCAUCUCUCGCUGUUUCCUAUAAGGUACGAGAGAGAGUUCUUCUUGAACGUUGUCAAUGGUAAUGGUGUCAUUUCGUGGGGUGCUGUGGACACUAGCAGAUCGGAUGAAGGCAGGGAUGAGCUGAUAGGCUUUGUGACCACGAGGAUGAUUGCAGCAAAAGAUAGCGAGAUCGAGGAUUUAUUUAGAUAUAACAACUCGCACAAAGAUCUAACACUUCUUUAUAUCCUGACGCUUGGUGUAGUGGAUAGCUACAGAAACCUCGGCAUAGCUUCUUCGCUUGUUCGAGAGGUGAUUAAACAUGCUGCAAGUGUAUCAAAUUGCAGGGGUGUUUAUUUACAUGUCAUCUCAUAUAACCAGCCUGCAAUUAACUUUUACAAGAAGAUGCUAUUUAAGCUAGUCAGAAGACUUCCGAUGUUCUACUACAUAAGAGGGCAGCAUUAUGACUCAUACUUGUUUGUGUAUUAUGUCAAUGGGGGGCGUACGCCUUGUUCACCACUCUUAAACUCGCAUAUUGGACUUUUGCCUCCUUCUGCAACUUUUGGUGUUGCCUCUCGUGAAUACAUUAUUAGGGAGAUUGUAACUUCAUUUGUUGUUGACUUCAGGGCUUUCCUAAAGAUGCUGGUUGGCAAGAUCUGGAGCAAAGAGGAAAAGAGUAUCCCGAGAUGGUCCCGUUGUAAGGAAUCAACCACUCUAUUGACCUCACAGAAUAAUAAUAGUAAUAAUAAAAGGAUCAUAGCUGCUGAAGAUUCAAGAUGUCAUGUGUAA
Molecule: messenger RNA, 849 nt
Organism: Triticum turgidum subsp. durum (durum wheat)
Lineage: Eukaryota; Viridiplantae; Streptophyta; Magnoliopsida; Poales; Poaceae
Source: the annotation of a GenBank genome assembly